AUACCAUAAUAUAGCGUACAUGAGUGGAGGUGGAUGUGAGGUGGCGCCUUUGGCUUACUGCUUCUUCCUGGCUUUUCUCUCAUGUUGAGGGAGGAUCCAGGACCGUUGCCAGCUGCUGACUGUCUGUCUGUCUUUGUCUGUCUGUCUCUGUCUUUCUGUCUGUAUAUCAACUCCACUGACACACGGCAGCGCGCAGUGAGACACGCAGGAACCAGAACAGCCAAGUAAAGGGACCAUAUUGCAACUCACAGUCGACAUGUCUCAGUAUUCCGACCUGGAGAAUGCCAUCAACACGCUGGUCACCCAGUUUCACUCUGCUUCAGCUUCCAAUAGUCCAACGCUGAAAACCGAUGAAUUCAAAGGUCUUUUGUCCUCCCAGAUGCCUAACCUGGUCAAGGUCGGCACAGACCAGGGGAUGGGUGAGAUCCUGAGGAAGAUGGGUGUAGCUGACGGCGAGGGCAUCUCUUUCAAGAACUUCUGGAACUUAAUCCAGUCAGUAGCCACCUCACAGCACAGCCUCCUCAGCAGCCAGAUGGGCUCCUCAUGCAAAUGCAUCCUCCUGUGAAGAGCCGGCCCUCAGCCCAACACAGCUCUGAGUUUCACUAAACAGAGUAUUAAUAUGCACACCACUGUCCUAAUCAGGUGUCGGACAGAAUACAAAGGUACAAAGUCUGCACACAGCAAGCUGUUCCCACCAUUUCUGACUAAAACAUGACAGCUUGAAAAUUGCUGUGAUCUCUUUUCCACACCGCCCUUCUGCCAGUAUACUUCUGCCAGUAUACAGUAUAAAUAAUCUAUUCAUCUCCAUACUUAGUACCAGAUAACAUCUAUUUGGAGCCAUUUAGUGAUGAUAAAUAACGUAAUUGCAGUGUGUUAUUUUAUUUGACUUUUUAUUUUAUUUUAUUUUAUUUCAUCAUGUGCUACUGCACAUGUUAAUUUUGACUUAGGUUCCUAUAACUGUGUAAGAUAAUAGAUUUUGGCAUUAGUGACAGAAAGUUGGCUGUCCCUCUCUGUUAUAUGAGCAUCUCAACAUUUCCCCCCAGAUUGAACUAUAGAGAGAAAAAAAAAACGCAGCGUCAGCAUCAAACUGACCACAUGCAUCAGUAUGCUUGGAACGCACUAGCUCACAUGACACAUCAUCCAUAUAAACGCACCGGUAUGCUUCAAAAGAAGUGCUUGUUGGAUCGUCUAAGAAUGUCUGAAACCCCCUCUGUCGUCAUCCUCAUCGUCCUUUAAUCCAGGCGAGCUUUGGAGUGGCGAAAUUCGGAACACCUACCAACACUUGUUGUUGUACAAACAAAUACGUUGAUGCAUGUUGAACCCUUCAGACACUAUUACACAAUCCAGGCCCUAACACUCAUUUUUGAUUUAACUGGUGCAAAAGGUGCCGGGCAUUAUCAGUCAUAGUCAUUAACAUUUCCCUCGUUUGCGCCAGUUUUUCCCCAUGUAUAGUAGUGACCCAUGGUGCAUUCAAAUGGCUCGUGUUUACUACACCAAUAAUAAAAGAAUGAAUGGCCCACUUUUGUGGUAUUCACAGCUUCAUGGAUACUUUUCCUAAUAGCUCAAAGUGGAGUGUUGAGAAUGGCGUACUCCAUCAAAUGUAAGGAUGGCCUUCGAAUGGAGAAGAUCGAACAUCAUUGACCAUUUUACAAAAGACAACAAGAACCAGUUCUCAUGUUCAUCUCACUCGUAAGCCACAUAAAUGUAUAUAGUUUCUAUACAGUGGAAUGGUGUAGUCAACUUUGCAUGUCAAAAAUGUACCGUUUUAAGCACAUCAGUAUGAGAGCGUUUAACAUCAAACCAAGUUACAGUAAUUCUUAGGAGAAAUUAGUUUACCUUUCAAAAGAUUUGCAAUUUGUUUCUUCCUUUGCAAAGAACAAACUAACUGCGUUAGCAAUGAGUUCACCGGUCAUCAUAACAAAAGUCUACUUUGGAUUAUUUCUAAAUGUCAGUAUGUUUGAAUUUGUAAUCAUGUGGUGUAACACCUCUUAUUGUGUGCCUUAUAGUCCCUUUAUAAGUUUCUACCAGUAAUGCGUUACCCUCUGUGAUCCUGCAUGUUCUUUGUAUUUAUAUUUUGGAAUUCUCUGUAUUCUGACCUAUGUGACACCAUAAGAAAAAUGAUAUAAUAAACAUACAAAGAAAUCUACAGUA
Molecule: messenger RNA, 2151 nt
Organism: Etheostoma spectabile (orangethroat darter)
Lineage: Eukaryota; Metazoa; Chordata; Actinopteri; Perciformes; Percidae
Gene: s100v2
Product: S100 calcium binding protein V2
Exons: 3
Coding region: 257-565 (102 amino acids)
Source: RefSeq, a predicted model, not a curated record